AUGGGAACCCAAACAGACAAGGUGAGAUUCAAUGUCAGAGGUAAAAUCUUUGAAACAACUGUAACAACUCUUGCAAGUGUGAGCCGGAAUUCAAUGUUUGGAGCUAUGCUUGAUGAUGAAUGGAACCUUCAGCCAACAGAAGUUAACAAAGAAUACUUCAUCGAUCGCAACCCGGAUUGCUUUUCUGUUUUACUUGAUCUUUUGGGAACAGGUGAGCUUUAUGUUCCUCCUCACAUACCUGACAAAUUACUUUAUAGGGGAGGUCACUAUUAUGGUAUUCUCGAUCAUGUAAGAAGAGCAAAGUGGGGUAGUUUUGAUGGUAACCGAUUAAGUUUAGCGUGUAGGGUUUGUGGUCAGCCUCCUGGGAAUUGUAGUGCAAUCAGAGCAAGUCCUGAUGGAGGCUGUGCUAUUGCUCACGGAAGCAUUGUUCGUGUAUACGACUGGAUGCUUGAAGAGCAUCCACCAUUAAAUCUUGAUUACCAAGUAGUUAAUGAUAUUGGGUGGAUUGAUUCAGAUAAUAUAGUGAUGAGUGUUUGCCAAAACUUAAGUAAAGGAGUUGGAGGAAUGGGUCUUUUUAGUUCAUCAACAGGAAAGUUGAGGCAACGAUUUCAGUUAAACGAUGAAAAAGAUGAGGUCCAGGGAUUUACUGCUGGAGCUUUAUGUUUUAACUCUGAUAGUAAGAUAUUUGCUAGUUGCAUAAAAACAAGUAAUGACGGAAUCGGGUUGUGGGAUCAAGUUACCGGAAAAACAAUUGAUUUUUUUGAUUCGUCGAAUGGUUUGGGUCUCGGUAAUGCUGCUAAGAUUAAAUGGUUGAAGGAAAGUAACUGUUUAUUUGUUUGUACUUCUGACCAAAUUAAUAGUUGCAUAUAUCUUUUGGAUUUCAGAGACAAAAGUAUAGUUUUGUCUAGGAGCAUGGGUGAGAAAACUUCCGGUAGCUAUUUUUAUGUUGUUGAUGCAGUUCCAGUGGAAGAACAGAAUUGUUUUUGUGUGGUUCUUAACAAUGAAGAUUUGGGAUUUGUAGAUAUGAGAAGUGUUGGAUUAACUUCAACAUAG
Papaver somniferum (opium poppy) is the source of this 1053-nucleotide messenger RNA. RefSeq names its product BTB/POZ domain-containing protein At2g24240-like. Bases 1 to 1053 code for a protein of 350 amino acids. Gene Ontology annotation, biological process: protein homooligomerization. Lineage: Eukaryota; Viridiplantae; Streptophyta; Magnoliopsida; Ranunculales; Papaveraceae. The record is from RefSeq and is a predicted model, not a curated record. Gene Ontology annotation, molecular function: protein binding. The transcript has a single exon.